Messenger RNA from Candoia aspera, 1752 nucleotides. It is a transcript of the gene ACER2, whose product is annotated as alkaline ceramidase 2. NCBI's taxonomy places the organism in Eukaryota, Metazoa, Chordata, Lepidosauria, Squamata, Candoiidae. The record is from RefSeq and is a predicted model, not a curated record. Gene Ontology annotation, cellular component: Golgi membrane. Bases 189 to 1016 code for a protein of 275 amino acids. The transcript is spliced from 6 exons. Gene Ontology annotation, biological process: sphingosine biosynthetic process; ceramide catabolic process.
GAAGGCUGCACGCUUCAUAAUCCGGGGAAAGGCAGAAAAGGCUCGAGCGCUGAGCCUUCACCCGGGCGGCCUUCUGAAUAUUUCUGCAGCCUGUGCUGAGCCCGCGCCUCUGCCCGAUGAGCGUUUCCCGGAGUUUGUUCGCCGGGGCAGCCUCGUCUUAGCAAGCUCGGCGACGCGCGGGCUUUGCAAUGAUUGCCCUCCUCCUGUGGGAUCAUCUCAGGGCGGGCAGCUCCGAACUGGACUGGUGCGAGGAUAAUUACACCAUCGUGCCCACCAUAGCCGAGUUCUACAACACGAUAAGCAACAUCUUGUUUUUUGUCUUGCCCCCCAUAUGUAUGUGCUUAUUCCGACAAUAUGCAACCUGCUUCAACAGUGGAAUAUAUUUAAUAUGGACCUUGCUAGUGGUUGUAGGGAUUGGAUCUGUCUACUUCCAUGCUACACUUAGCUUCCUGGGUCAGAUGCUCGAUGAACUUGCUAUACUUUGGGUUCUUAUGUGUGCCCUGGCUAUGUGGUUCCCUAGGAGGUAUCUACCCAAAAUGUUUAGGAACGACAGGGGCCGGUUCAAAGCAGCAGUGGGCAUUCUUUCUGGAGUCACUACGUGCCUUGCCUUUGUUAAGCCCGCCAUUAAUAACAUCUCAUUGAUGACAUUAGGUCUUCCCUGCAGCGCCUUGCUUAUUGCAGAGCUCAAAAGGUGUGACAAUGUGCGAGUGUACAAGCUGGGACUGUUUUCUGGCCUGUGGUGGAUGUUGGCACUAUUUUGUUGGAUUAGUGACAAAGUAUUUUGUGAGAUUUGGUCAUCUUUUAAUUUUCCCUAUUUACACUGCGUAUGGCAUAUCCUCAUCUGUAUUGCAGCUUACCUGGGCUGUGUCUGCUUUGCCUAUUUUGAUGCUGUCUCCGAGAUUCCCGAACAAGGCCCAGUUAUUAAGUUCUGGCCCAGUGAGAAGUGGGCCUUCAUCGGGGUCCCUUAUGUCACUCUCCUCUGUGCUCACAAGAAGUCUCCCCUCAAGAUUACUUGAAAGGCAAUGGAACUGUCCCAUCAACUUUAUCUGCUCUUCUUCCAAAGGGCCUGAAUCUCUAGCAAGGAGAUUGCACAAGAGGGUCCUUGCUCUCUGACUUCGAAGCACAAGACACCUGCUGAGGUUGUAAGAGCAAAAUCCCCAAAGCUUGUUCUGGGUGGCUCUAAAGCUGGUCCAGGAAAGCCUGAAUUGGCACAAUGAGGAAACACAGAAAGCAGAAAGCCUGCAUUUCUACUACUUCCCUCCCCCCCCACCCCAGAAAAAAGACAUUUCCCUACUUCUUUGACUGCCUGUCACUCUUGGUGGGCAAGGGACUUGGUGACAUCCUAUCCUGCCACAUUAAGCAAGGAGGAGUGGGAAGUGGGUAUCUGUCUCUGCGAGUGAGUUUAUAUAUGUGUUUUGGUUGGGAAAUAAUCACCAGAUUUGUAUAUUAAGGGAUUUAAUAGAAUUGCUUUGCAAAUGCCUUUCCUCUGCUGCAUGUGUAUAUUUACACAUUAAUUGAGCAAAUGAAAUUCCUUGUAAACUCUGGGGUCAAUCUGAAGAGAAGACCAAUCCUUGAGAAGCCAUUUCUCUCCUUAAUCCAUCAGUAUAUCAUAGAACAUAGGAUAUGUUUUUAUCCAUAUGUAACAGCUCACUUUUUUGGGACUUGUUUUACUACAGUUCAGGAAAUAAGAUGUAGGGAAAAGAUUCGUGUUGAUCAAGGAAGUCAGUGAAGGAGUAAAAGUCAUGUUUGAAA